AUAGAGCUCUGACAGCUAGGCGGUCUGAGUGCUAAGAAGAAGAGAGAAAGUCUGAGAGACACAAAAGAAAGACAGAGAAAGACCAAAGCCAGAGAAAAUAAAAUAUAUUCAGGUUAGGAAAGGCUAUACUUUGCAGACACUAUGAAAGGCUUUCUUUCCUUUGCAGUCCUUGCAGUCCUUUUACUGGUGCACAGCUCUCAGGCAGUCUACGUUCAGGAUGGAGACUUGAAAUUCUCCCUUGAGUCCGUGAAGAAGCUAAAGGAGCUUAUGGAUGAGAACAGACACAUUAACCCUCGCAUGGUGGUUUCAAUGGCUAGCUAUUCUCCAUGUGAUGAAAAAGAUCUCCCUGAGGAGUUCCAAUCUGUGUGCAAAAGAGAAGAUGCAUCUAUGAUUUUUGAGAGGCUGAACCUGGCUGUCCGAGAAGCUGAUUUGUGUGAAAUCUGUGCCAAUGCUGCCUGUGCUGGUUGCUUUUGAAUAAAGAUGAAACAAUCCAAAGAAGAUGUGUCAAGUCAGGAAGUUUGUGCAUUCCUACUGCAAGAUCACAUACUUUCACAAAUCAAUAUUUGGGCUCCAUCUCCACCACAGUAAAACUGGAGCUGCUAGCUCAUAUAGACAUGCCAGGGGUAGUCCUGAAGUAGUCAGAUCAGAUGCCACCAGCAGUGCAGUUAGGGCAACAAGGAGACUGUAAACCUCAUCUGAGAGGUUUCAGUUCUGCAUGAGUUGUGUCACACUGGAACGAAAAUGUCCUGGGCACAGGUUCAUUUUCCACUAUUAUGUCUGGAUUGGAACAUGAUGGGUGAAACUGAGCAGUUUCCUGCAGUCUUUUUAAUAUCUAAAUCUGCCUGUGAUUUGGACUCCCCUACACAUAACACCCCACAGCAUUGGGUUAUCUUUUCCAGCCCAUGCUUUCCAGCGUGUUGGAUAACUAUCUCACUUCCUGUAGGUCUGCAUGUGUCAUGUGUAUGUUUGUAACAGAACUGCAGCAGGUAACUUGGGCACAAGUUCCUGGUGUUUAGCAACACUUUCAUAACCAGAAAUUUCUCAGCCUGUUACUUGUACUAAUUGUUGCCAAUUUAGGGAAUGGAUGCAGAGGAGCACAGGAACACUUUCUACAUAGUUGUAUGGAAGCUCCCUUCUUUUGGCAGAUUUUCAUGUUCAUUAAGCUCUAUUUAGGAGAAAGGAAGUCCAAACUGCAAUGCUGGAAUCACUUUGAAAUUAAAAUAUUGCCUUGUGUUUUUAUUUAUUGGUGGCAAGAUUGUGAAGA
Harpia harpyja (harpy eagle) is the source of this 1264-nucleotide messenger RNA. RefSeq names its product guanylin-like. NCBI's taxonomy places the organism in Eukaryota, Metazoa, Chordata, Aves, Accipitriformes, Accipitridae. The transcript is spliced from 3 exons. The record is from RefSeq and is a predicted model, not a curated record. Gene Ontology annotation, molecular function: guanylate cyclase activator activity. The coding region runs from base 142 to 474 and encodes 110 amino acids. Gene Ontology annotation, cellular component: extracellular region.